AUGAGUUCCAGACACUUUGACAAUGACCCGACCAAAUUGGUCCUGGCUUCCCUUCAAUCAAACACCUUGAUCAAUCCUUCCGUCUCAUUCCAACCAGAACACAAGAUCGUCCAUCGCAAGGUCAGCGACGCGCAUCACGGCAAGGUAUCGAUCAUCUCCGGUGGCGGCAGCGGCCAUGAACCUGGGUUUGCCGGCUACGUAGGCAAAGGCCUGCUGACUGCCGCUGUGGCUGGUACCAUUUUCGCAUCUCCCUCCGCUGAGCAGGUCCGGCAAGGAUUCAAAUGUGUCCCUACCAAUAAGGGCGUCUUUGUGGUCAUCAUGAACUACACCGGUGACGUCCUCAACUUUGGCAUGGCGGUGGAAGACGCACGAGCCACGAAUGUUCAGACUGAGCUCUUCGCCGUUGGGGACGACGUCGGUGUCGGCCGAGCCAAAAGCGGCAAGGUCGGCCGUCGUGGGCUUGCCGGGACGGUGCUCGUGAUCAAGCUCUGCGGUGCGCUGGCCGAGUUGGGCGGCUCUCUGGCCCAAGUUCAUCAGCUCGCACAACAUGUCGCACGCAAUACUGUCACCGUCGGCGCAUCUCUCGACCACGUGCACGUCCCCGGCCGCUUGCCAUCCUCUUCCGAUGCACCUGCGGUGGACGAGGUCGAGAUCGGAAUGGGCAUCCACAAUGAACCUGGUUCGGUCCGUGCCACCAAAACCCUGCCUGAGCUGGUCAAGUCAAUGCUUCAACAGCUUUUGGAUCCCAAUGAUGCCGAUAGAAGCUAUUGCUCUUUCCAGGCCAGCGAUGAAGUCGUCUUGCUCAUCAACAACCUCGGUGGUGUGUCCGCACUGGAAUUCGGCGCCAUCACGACCGAAGUUGUUGGGCAGCUUGCUAGCCAUUACGGACUUCACCCAGUCAGAGUCUUCGCAGCGCCUUUUCUUACCUCCCUCAACGGGCCUGGAUUCAGCAUCACAGUGCUGAAGCUUGGCAACACUGGACUUGGCGAGGGCAAGUCCAUGCUCGAUCUGCUAGACUUUCCCGCUGAGGCUUUGGGAUGGGGUUCUCCGCUACCACCUUCGGUGCGAUCGCCACAUCACACGACAACUGUCGCUCGGGAGCGGGCAUCGACUACCUCGAAACUUUCGAGUCAACUGCGCCUAGAUCCGAGCGUCACUCCGCGCGUCAUAGGACAAGCCCUCCAAAGACUAAUUGCCGCGGAGCCACAAGUCACUCGGUACGACACCAUUGUUGGCGACGGCGACUGCGGCAUUGGCAUGAAGCGUGGAGCUGAAGCGGUUCUCGAUGGCCUGGUCUUUUCCUCUCAACCACUGGACGCAUUGGCAUUGGUCAGUGAUAUAAAGACAAUCAUCGAAGUUGCAAUGGAUGGUACUUCGGGUGCUCUGUUCACCAUCUUUUUCAAUGGUCUUGUUCAGGGCCUUCGCCAACAAGACGAUGGCCGCAAAAAAGAGGCUGACGCAGCUGUGUGGUCUUCAGCUGUGUCCGCUGCAUUGCAGACUCUGAAGAGAUACACGCCGGCGCGACCUGGUGACCGAACACUGAUGGAUGCGCUGGUGCCCUUUGUCGAGACCUUGGCUACCACACUAGAUGUCAGACAAGCAUCAGCGGCAGCUUUUGCCGGUGCAGAUCAGAGCAAGCAUUUGAGGCCUAGCUUUGGGAGGUCGGUAUACGUUGGUACGGAAAAUGUUUGGCUUGGAAAGGUGCCUGAUCCCGGGGCGUGGGCAGUAGCCACGCUUUUGCAAGGCUUGGCAGAGGCC
This is a messenger RNA of Emericellopsis atlantica, 1758 nucleotides long. Its product is annotated as dihydroxyacetone kinase. Gene Ontology annotation, biological process: glycerol catabolic process. Gene Ontology annotation, cellular component: cytosol. The annotation marks the transcript as partial. NCBI's taxonomy places the organism in Eukaryota, Fungi, Ascomycota, Sordariomycetes, Hypocreales, Bionectriaceae. Gene Ontology annotation, molecular function: glycerone kinase activity; ATP binding. The record is from RefSeq and is a predicted model, not a curated record. The transcript has a single exon.